CGUGUCCACGAACCAAACAUUUCCAGAAGGGGGGGACGGCACACCACGUGAGAGGAGAUUCCACAGGGAGGUGUUUUUGCUCUGGACGACAAGCAAACGAUGGGGAGGGAUUGCAAGGAGGCCGCGCGGGCUCUUUACGCCUGCAUGAAAAAGACUCAAUGCAUGAAGGAUGGAGGCCGCCUGAAGGAAUGCCUUAAAACAUCCGACAGGGAGUUCUGCAGGCUGGAUCACCAGUCGUUUUUUGAGUGCAAGCGCGGCCAGCUAGACAUGAGGACGAGAAUACGGGGAGAGCGGUCUUUCUGACACGCGCUCGGGCGAGGGUUGGGCAGCAAGCGGAAGCUAGAUUCCAGGGUCUCUUUCGAACACGCGUUGCGACGAACGAAGGGCCGCGGGUGUUUCUCACUUUCAUGAGACAUGCCUCUGUGUGAAGAAGGCAUUUUUCCAGUGGGGGGCUGUGAGUCGUUGAUGUCGGCAGGAAAAUGGUUGCAGGGUCUCCGGUGGCCGUGUUUUGUUUUUUCGUGUCUUGGGCAACGCGUUGUUAUUGCCCUUUUGUUGGAGUCCGGUUCUGGUGACCAUCAGACCUCUUCGCAGGUGCAGUUGGCUGGUUGCGAGGGAGCUGCUGUCGCGGGACGUAUAAAUGUCAUUUUUUUUUUCAAUAGCGCGUGAGAUAUACUUCGGGUACCAGGAUAGCGGCAUCGGGGGUAGGGGUGUGGCACUGGAAUAUAACGAGAGAACAGCCGUGGCGCUAGAUAAUUCACGUAUUUCCUAUGCCUAAAAUUUCGAGCCCCCCACAUGUUUGUAGGUAUGCAUAUGUGUGGGGCAAAAUGGCAUGGUCGGCGUGAACCGGCAGUGAACACGCCUAGACCGUUGUGGACAAAGGUUGUGAUCAUCCCCCCCACAUAUUUUUAGGUAUGCAUAUGUGUGGGCAAAAUGGCAUGGUCGGUGUGAACCGGCAGUGAACACGCCUAGACCGUUGUGGAC
This is a messenger RNA of Ectocarpus sp. CCAP 1310/34, 981 nucleotides long. Lineage: Eukaryota; Phaeophyceae; Ectocarpales; Ectocarpaceae. The record is from the annotation of a GenBank genome assembly.